Molecule: messenger RNA, 4063 nt
Organism: Dalotia coriaria
Lineage: Eukaryota; Metazoa; Arthropoda; Insecta; Coleoptera; Staphylinidae
Exons: 3
Coding region: 1036-1710 (224 amino acids)
Source: RefSeq, a predicted model, not a curated record
AGUGCAUCUUCUCCUACUGACUUAAGUAUCGUUCGCUGAGCGAUGAACACCUGCGCUCUCUUCUUCGUGCUGUGUGCUGCGCGAGGCGUAGUCGUGCGCCGUUUCAAAGUUGGUUAAAACAAUCACGGUAUAUGGACAGGUUUCGACCUGUCUUUGCGUACAACAGCUUUGUCUGCUGGGAGCUUUCAAGAGCCAGUCUCUCGCAACUUGCAACAAACACACUCUAGACUUACUAGACGUAGCUUACACGUGCGGAAUAUAAAUAAAAAUAGUACAAUUGCGUUUUCUGACUUAUCUUGAUCUAUAUUUGUCUAGUUUAGAGAUAAAUUGUGAUCAAAAUCAAUAAAUCAGUAAAUUCUAGACAAUAUUGCGCCGCAAAACUAAACCAGGUAGUAGGUUAUUGCCCCACCCCGACUGGAAGCACUUGCAGGUUGGCGUAAAAGUGUGAAAUCAGGUCUCGGAACAGAUUUCCGCAAAAAGCUGCCCUCAAAUAAACUUACCCACACGGAGUAAAGUGAAUUUUCGGUACGAAAAACCCGCCCAGAGUUCCCCUCGCUCUAAAAGCUCAUUGGUUGUGGGACCCUCGGAAGACCAUCGACGAACACGCACGACCGCCGCUCGAGUGCAUCCGCUAGGCGUUUUGCAACCAUACAACCCCCCACCUACAUCGGGCUUUUCACGUUCGAACAAGUUGUAACUUGUCCAGCGUCGAGGCAGCGUGGAAAGUUCAAACCACGUCCGACUGUCGUCAGUGCCGGUCGACUCUCUCCUGAGUUGCGCUCUCGCUACGAACACGCGUUUUAAUCCACGUUCGACGUCUAUCUAGCGUCAGUCCGUCUACGAACUUAGUUCCAACAACAACAACAACUUCAACCGAGUGACAAUCGAUUCGUUUGCAACUGUUUGAAAUCAAAUAAAUAAACCGAGUGGGUUCGGGAAUUAUUUCUUAAACAUUUGUGCGGCGAAAACUUAUUUUUGUGCUCUGAAUUAAUUCAAAGUUUGCGCAUCAAGGAAAUAAAAACAUAGUUCGCCGUCAUGGCUAUACCAUUUGUGUUGCCCAGUGAGGAUGAUCGAAGUGAAGCUGAACUCGAACAGCUCCUUGGCGAGCUCAUCGACAUCAAUCAGCAAAUUCAGAUCCUGCUACGAGCACGGAUGUUGAAUCGCGCCUCGAACUCUUCUGCAAUAAGAGUAUGUCCUUUGCCUCGACAUCAUCAACGAAACCACCAUCACCAACAUCAGCAAAACCCCGCCGCCGUGCAGCCGUCCAAUCUGCCCGAUCUCGUCCGUAGCAGCCAGCCAUCCACGACGCCCGCCGACGGCCGCCACCAACGCAUCAACACCGACGCCGAGGCGUCGUGUUGCUAUCACGCCAAAUUCACGACGCAUAUGCUCGCACAGGACAACGACGCCAGUGCGUUGCCGCUGAUGACCGCCACCGCGGAGGUGGACGUCGAUUGGAAGCAGGUUGGUGUCAUUGUGCGAAGAUUCGCUGAUAUUUUCAAGCAAGCAGAGAGAUUACCAUUCAUGCCACCAACGUUAUUAUGUUCAUCAACGUCGCAGUCACCGCCAUCUUGCCUGGUGGACGCCGAAACUCCCGCCAUCGAGGACAAGAGCCUGCUGUCGAAAAUCAUCCCAGCAACAACAUCCUCACGCUCCCUGUGGACAGCGGUGAUCUGCGUCGUCGGCUGGCACAUAUUCCGCGCCCGGUAAUUCACUUUGCACGUCAUGAACGAAACCAAUUCAUCCAAAGCUACCCAACAGUGAUGUUUCUAUAAUAUAAUAUCGAUAGCGUAAACCGUACACGGCGUAUGAUACGCCUAAUACUUUUUUUAUAACAUAUUUUCGUUACUACAGUAAUCAAUUCGUUCGGUGUGUUUAUUAUUUUUGAUAAUCAGUAAUUAACUUGAGUGUUCUAUCGAUUAGUAAGAUUGCGCGCAUGUGUCGCAUUAGGUCAUUUGCGCGAGGCCCGGCCAGGAGCGCGCGCCGUUUAGCAUUGUUUAAGUAUAAUUGUAUAUUUGUCAAAGUUCCAAAGAGAGCAGAGCUAAUCAAUCAAAUAGUUGAUCUCACAAUUGAAACGAAGCGUUGAAGGGAUGUAGUUGUGGAGGACGCGUUGAGCUCGAUGCACCCCCCGCCAUUCUCUCAGGAAAAACAAAACUAAUUAGAUAAAAGUAAAAAGAAAGCAUGAAUAAUUUUUCUCAGUUGUUUUUUUUUUCGUACGUAAUUUAGAUUAAUUUAUAUUAUCUUGUAUAUAUCUUUCUCAAAGAUAUAGAAAAGUAAGCAAAAUGAGAGUUAGAUUCAGAACUAGCCAAAGAAUGAUGAGGUGCCAAUUUGCACGCGGCUUUGAAACAGUUUCGCUACCAAUGAGUCUGAAUUCUGUUGUGUCUUAUGUUCAUUUUUAAUAUUUACGAUUUUUUUUUUAUAUUUUCGCGUAUUAUUUUUUUAUGGUAUUUGGCGACGUAGAAACGCGUCGCAGAAAAGUUUUCCAAUGAUCUCUGUAGUUAGAAUGCGCGUGCGGUGCGGCGAGGCUGGGCGCGUAAACCUCGAAAAACGUUACUGCCAACCCUGCCACCCCUGCCGACCUAAACUUUUUUUGUUCUGGGUGAAAACCUUGUAAAUUGUAAAUAAUUUGGUCGUGAUGCAUUGUGGCGGAAACGUCGGCGAGCGACUCGACGAAUCUCAAACACGAGUGCCUCCAUUAAGCGAAAUUUACAAAACAAAACAAAACGAAAUUCGUCCAAAAAAAUUAACUUAACUUUUAUCCAAUCGAGAUUUUAGACUUGUGACAAUGUGUUCAGGAGGCACGCGAGUUGAGGUGGCGUCGAAUCGUUGCUGUGCUCACAUUGCCACCAAAGAACUCGAAGUUCGCGUGGCCACACCAAUAUUGUCAAUGCGUGUUAAUAGCUUAACUUUUUUUUUGAUACACAAGAAAAUAUAUAUUUAAGUAGAAAUAUAUAUUAUAUAAAUAUAUAGGGAUACAUAUGAAGAUUCGUAUUAUAUGGAACGUAUAAAUAUAAAAGCGCUGAUAUUUUAAAUGAAAAUUUUAAAGCAAUUGUAUUUUUUAGUUUGUAAGUAGUAGAGUAGCGUAAGUAGUUGCGUGUGUAGACCGCUCUUCAAAGCGUCUCUGUGAUUUGCCGACGUAUAAUCCUGUUACAAUUGAUCUCCGAAAUACAUUUUCCGACGUGCGAAAUGUUUUUUCAACGCGUAUAUAUAUAUUAUAUACACAUUAAUAUAAUUAUUGUUUUGUUUUUCGUUCCCUAGUCAGAGAGAUGAGAAGAUGCGGAUGCUGGUUGUUUGUUUGACUUUGGUCUAAAGAAUUUUUGUUUCAUUUUUAUUUUGUGAGAGGAAAAUGCGCGUAAUUAAUUGAGUUAUGAAUUGUGUUAAUCUAUGAUUAUUCUAUGCACUGAUUAUGCCAUAAUGAGUUGCGAGACGAGUUUAGUUUAUUUCGUGGUAUGAUUAUUGCCUUGUACAUUACCUGACAGAGCCUGGACCAAGGGCCCGGUGAAAAUUUGUAAACCUGCGCUUUCUGAACAAAUGAACCUGAACUUUUUGAAAUUUACAAACAUUAUAGAGAGAAAAAAAAACGAACAAAAACACAUUUAGAAUUUAUUACGUUUACGUACGUACGAAAGCGGGAGAAAAUUUUAUUGUUAAAGGCUAUGCACCGGCCCAUCCGUGAUAAAUGAACAACAAAAGUAACAAAAAUUGCCAACGGCAGACCAAUCUAUGAACCUAACGAAUAUUAAUUGAACUGCUUUUGAGUAAUCGACAUAUUUAUGAUUUUUGCAGUACACUACAUAGAAUCGAAUAAUAUGAAUGUUUUACUCGACAUAACCAUAAUAUAUUAUAUUUUUUGUGAUGUAUGGAAUAAGGUGACGCCGGUGAGGGAAGGCGAUGCCCACGAUUGUAACGUUUUUGUCUCGAUGCGUUAGGGACGAAACGCAAAUAUGAGUUAUUGUAAAUUGCCAUACUCACUAUCCACUACCAAUUGUCUUUCAAUAUUUGUAAACUUUUACACUUUUAUAAAGUUAAUUGGUUUUUCAAAUAAAUGUAAACAUGCCGAAGA